AUGUCCACUGUCAGGUGUUUAAUCAGCCUAGCUGCCAGUAAGAAUUGGAGAAUUUUCCAACUAGAUAUCAACAAUGCUUUUCUUCAUGGACACCUUGAUGAGGAAGUCUAUAUGAAAAUUCUUGUGGGUGUUACUGCCCCACCUGGUUUUGUUUGCAAACUCAACAAGUCUUUAUAUGGUUUAAAGCAGGCAUCAAGGCAGUGGUUUGCUAGAUUACACUCUGAACUAAAGUCACAGGAUUCUGGUGAUUUGACUGUGGUGGCUGUAUAUGUUGAUGACAUCCUCAUCACAGGAUCCAAUGAGGAUAAAAUUGCUGCCCUGAAAUCACAUUUGCAUCUCACAUUCAGCAUUAAGGAUUUGGGAGUUCUUAAUUUUUUUCUUGGUAUUGAAGUCAGUCAUACCAAUGAAGGUUAUAUUCUUACUCAAAAGAAGUAUACCAAGGAACUUCUUCAAGAUUGUGAGCUGGACAUUUCCAAACCUGUUGUGACUCCAUUUCCUCUCAAUCUAAAGCUCACCACUGAAGGAACACCUUAUCACAAUGCAGAACUAUAUAGAUGUUAUGUUGGCAAGCUGAAUUUUCUCACUCACACAAGACCAGAUAUCUCCUUUGCUGUUCAAUGUUUGAGUCAAUUUAUGCACUCUCCUACUCUGCAACAUAUUGAAGCUUUGACUCACACUCUCAGAUACAUUCAUUCCACUUCAGGUCAAGGUAUUCUACUCAGGGCUACAGAACAGCUCACCUUGCAAGCUUUUUCUGAUUCAGAUUGGGCAGCCUGUCCAACAACAAGGAGAUCUGUUACUGGUUAUGUUUUACUACUAGGAAAUUCUCCUAUUAGUUGGAAAUCGAAGAAGCAAUCAACCAUCUCCAAAAGUUCUUCUGAAGCAGAAUAUAGAGCAAUGUCUCAAGCUGCUGCUGAAGUUACCUGGAUUGUUCGACUUCUUGAAGAACUAGGGGUGCACAAUUUGAAGCCUGUUGCUCUACAUUGUGACAACCAGUCAGCCAUUCACAUUGCUACAAAUCCUAUCUUCCAUGAGCGCACAAAGCAUAUUGAAGUGGACUGUCAUUUUACUCGAGAUAAGGUUCUUGAGGGGCUUUUGCAUCUAAGUUAUCUUCCUACUCACAAUCAGUUAGCUGAUAUUUUUACUAAAGUUUUACCCGGUGCUCAACACAGAAAUCUGUCUACCAAACUUGGCAUGAUAAAUGACUCUCCCAUGCCAAGUUUGAGGGGGGGGGGGGGGUGUUGGUAUUCAGCUCAGCUCAGCAACACUGCCAGCAACAUGAUCACAACAACAGCAAACAAGCAAGGCUGCAACAAUCAUUUCUUCUAG
Molecule: messenger RNA, 1329 nt
Organism: Spinacia oleracea (spinach)
Lineage: Eukaryota; Viridiplantae; Streptophyta; Magnoliopsida; Caryophyllales; Amaranthaceae
Exons: 2
Coding region: 1-1329 (442 amino acids)
Source: RefSeq, a predicted model, not a curated record